GGUGGGGGAUUAAAACACCAUCAAGCCACAUUGUCACCAUCCAUACCCUAUAACUCCAGUGGCAAGGCAUUGAUACCUUACAGUUAGAUUUUACAUUUACAUACAGUACUGAUAUAAAAUUGCCGAUGACCUAUAGUGCCUAUAAAAAAUAUUCACCUCCCUUUGGAUAUUUCUCCUUUUAUUGCUUUAAUAAAUUGAAUCUUUGAUUUAGCCAUUCCUCAUAUCCCUGAGUGACUUAGCUACACAUAUGUAUAGAUGAAAUGGGAAAAGACAGCAAUGUGGGAAAGAGGCUGAUAGACACAUGCUUUGCAGAAUGGAAGCUACGUUUGCAUAGUGAACACUUGGGAACAGUUUUAGAACUCGUUUGCGCAUUCAAGAAACACCAGAUUCUAAGCCCCCUUUUAGUAUUGGCUAUGACUUAAGCACUAACGUUCUUACUUUAGUAGAUUGACCCAUUCCAGCUGCAGUCCGUGCCCUGAUUGUUUAGUCAUGUCACAUCGACGCGCGUGGCGUCAUCGAGGUUUCUCUUUAGAGUCCCACUCUCUUUAAAAUGACAGGUCGAGGGAAUCGAGAGAGUAAAUGGUGAUCCCACCCAGAGCUUGCGUCGCGUCGCACUCCUGUGCUGUCGCAUCACAGGAUCAACACGUCCGCCCCCCUCGCGCUGAGUCAAUCCUGCUCUCGUUGCGUGUACAAGGCAGAUUCUGGUCAUUUUCUUUCAUAUCGUUUCUUGUUCAUAUCGCUGAGCACCUGAAAUGGACAACAAAAGGGAUGUUGUACAGCGCACAGAGAACAGUCAGGUUUUGGUCCGUGGUACCAUAUCCGGAGCAGAAUUGACUGACGCUACUAGGAGCCCCGCACGUGAACCGCACCAGAAGGCUCUCCAAGGAACUUGCCCCAGUCCUAGAUCCCCAUCUUACUUGCAGAGCGGAUCAGAGUCAGUCAUGAUGGAGGGUUCGCGGAAUGGGAAAUACGGAGAUACAAGGCCGGCAGGCAAAUCCUCACCGAUAAUCGGUGAUAAACCGGAACGUCCCAACAAAGAGCCAAGCAGCUCAAGCGAGGAGUCAGACUUCUACGAGGAAAUAGAUGUCAGCUGCACAACCGACAGCAUGGAGUACCCGGACAAGCAAGUGAAUAUAUUUGACCUCCAGCUGAAGGUCCCAUGUUAUCCACAAGGCAAAGAUGUCGACGUUACAAGCCACAACACCGACAGCUUGAACACCGGAAAGAUGAACUCAAGCCCGAGUGCACUGUCUUACGGAGCCGACCAGAUGCGACGGUACCGGACAGCUUUCACGCGGGAGCAGAUCGCUCGACUGGAAAAAGAAUUCUAUCGAGAGAAUUAUGUCUCAAGACCACGGAGGUGCGAGCUCGCGGCUUCUUUGAAUCUACCGGAGACUACAAUAAAGGUUUGGUUCCAGAACCGCAGGAUGAAGGACAAGCGGCAGCGUCUCGCCAUGACGUGGCCACAUCCGGCCGACCCAGCAUUUUACACAUAUAUGAUGGGCCAUGCCGCCACCACCGGCAAUUUGCCGUACCCUUUCCCAUCACACCUGCCUCUUCCCUAUUACUCACCCAUCGGUGGAGUGGGUACGACCACAGCCUCCGCCACUUCUCCUUUCGCCAGUCCCUUACGCUCACUGGAUAGCUUUCGUGUUCUCGCUCACCCCUACCCUCGACCCGAGCUGUUCUGUUUCCGUCACCCAGCAGUCUAUUCCAACACAGGAGCAAGCCACGGGCUUGGUCCUGCUGAGACCCCCUGUUCUUGUCUGGCGUGCCAUGGCACCAGCGGACAAACCAACGGACUUCAGCAACGGCCUCGCAGCAUGGAUUUCACUUGUUCCUCCUCAAGCCGGACAGACAGCUUCCUUACGUUCUCACCUGCAGUUUUGAGCAAGUCAUCAACCGUCUCUUUGGACCAGAGAGAGGAAGUGCCUCUGACAAGAUAGAAGGUCCACUGCCCAUUUAAUUAACACGAACAUUUGAAAAGCAAAGCCUCCUUCAUCAAUCCUCUGCGCACGGGAGAAACGUCUUUUAUUUGCAAUGAAUGAACUGAAAGAAUUCGGAUACCGCUGUGCUCAUGAGAACAGUUUUAUCCCUACAUCUGAAAUGGGCCUGCUGUAGGCUACUAGCCUUAUCUGAAGUUACAUUGGUAACAUAGACUAGAAUGAUUGAGUAUUACAUAUAUUUCAGUUUAUGAUAUCUAGAGAUUACAGACUAAUGUCAAUCCCAUGUAAUAGAAAAUAUGCGUAGCCUAUUUAUAUUUUAUUCAAAUCAGAACGAGUGCAAAUAAUAGGCUAUAGCCUAUAAUUUAGGCAUACCA
This is a messenger RNA of Alosa alosa (allis shad), 2320 nucleotides long. It is a transcript of the gene evx1, whose product is annotated as even-skipped homeobox 1. The transcript has 4 exons. The coding region runs from base 753 to 1946 and encodes 397 amino acids. The record is from RefSeq and is a predicted model, not a curated record. Gene Ontology annotation, molecular function: DNA-binding transcription factor activity, RNA polymerase II-specific; RNA polymerase II cis-regulatory region sequence-specific DNA binding. Gene Ontology annotation, biological process: regulation of transcription by RNA polymerase II. Gene Ontology annotation, cellular component: nucleus. NCBI's taxonomy places the organism in Eukaryota, Metazoa, Chordata, Actinopteri, Clupeiformes, Clupeidae.